AUGACAGGUCUGGGUGUGAGCCUUGCCACCAUCGCAGCACUUUGGAUGGUGGACAUAGCACACGGCGAGUUGUUCUACAUCGAAGAAGCCGUACUAAGAUUCAUCCGACACAUUGAAAAACACAACCAGAUUAAAGUGAAGUGGUGGGAUAUAACAGGAACGCACGAGGAGCUGCCGAAAGACAAGAAGUAUGAAAAGUACCGCAUGAAGGUCUCUGUGAAGGAUAUUACAUAUGGUCAGGCGACCUCAAAAGUUGCAAAACCUGAUGCUCUGUACAGCCAAAUCUUCCAGAACAGACAAAGGAAAGAUCCAAUUUCGGUGAAUGUCCAACACAUCAAGACAGUUUCCAGCUUUCUUUCCUGGGAGAUUGAGAACUCUAUACGCACCGGACUAGGCUUUAGUUUGUUUCUCGAUCUCCCAAAGAAACUGGGCGAUGCGGGGUUCGAAAUAAGUACAGCGAUCGACUCCAAAAGUGAGAGAGCCGGCACGGAAAUCAAAACCACGGAGGUUACCAUGAAGGAAUCGUUCAGCGUUGCAGGCCAGACCGAGGUAACUGCGAUUUGGAAGAUGACAGACGGCACAAUGAACGUCCCCUGGACCGCAAAGUUCAUACUGGAAGGAUUCAUUGCUGUCUGCUACGAGAAAAAAUACAAGGGCAGAGAGUUGUGGUUCUAUAGUAUUGCUUACUUGGACCACCCGAAACUCACUCGAGUAUCGAAAUACGUAGUAAAAUAUGAAGGCAAGGGGCUCUUCAAUGGAGUCAGCUCCUCUGACCUGGCGGUUCAAUCGGAAGAGAAAAGUUUAAAACGCGGUAAAAAGAAGCCAAGAAAAAAUGUUCUUCCUGAUCUAAUUGACAAUGAAUAA
This is a messenger RNA of Ixodes scapularis (black-legged tick), 864 nucleotides long. RefSeq lists its product as uncharacterized. The coding region runs from base 1 to 864 and encodes 287 amino acids. Lineage: Eukaryota; Metazoa; Arthropoda; Arachnida; Ixodida; Ixodidae. The record is from RefSeq and is a predicted model, not a curated record. The transcript has 5 exons.